GGUAGAAGAAGCAGCUUGUUGAUUUUUUGUUGCCGCACGCGUUCGAAAAGGAAAUCGGGUAAUAUUUUCCGUGCCGCCCGCGUAGUGUAUAUAUUUUGUAGUUGCUCGUAACACUAGUGAAAACCAAAUCCCAAAUUCGCGAGUGCAACCACCCAGCCAGCUGUGGCGGUACGAGUUUAGAGUAUUUCCCUACGACACCUGCCCACCGAAACCUCCAAGAUGUCCAAGGACUCAAAAUAUGAUCUGAGCAAGAUAUACGCUCGCGUGGAUCGUGUCAAUGUAAGCGGCCUGCUGCGCACCCACAGCGACUAUGUGAUGAGGGCAGCCGAUGCCCUUUUCAAGGCCAAUAACUUCCAGGAUCUAAUGUUGGAGGCCAUGUCCGCCAAGUCCUACCUACACGAGCUGGGCAUCUUCAAGGAUGUGAGCGUGCACAUUGACAUAAGCCGGGGAUCAGAUGCCUCACCGCAGGGCUACGAGGUGACCUUCAAGGGCAACGAGUACUCGCGCAUGAUGGGUUCGGCGGGCACAGAGAUUGGCCAGAACGAGGGAUCUCUACGAACAGAGCUGACCAUCCCGAAUAUCUUUGGGCGUGGGGAGAGCAUCUCACUGCAGGGCAGCUAUAGCAGCACAAGGGCCAAUGAUUUGCAGCUAAAGUUCUGGAAACCCUUUUUCCACACGCGUUUCAUGGAAAACCGACCCGAAGUAUCCUUCAGCCUGUUUAGACAAACUGAUAGAUUCGACAUCAGCUCAUUUCAAUCCACAAAUCUAGGCUAUUUGGUGGACUUUUCGGCACACACUAUGCUGGGCGUGGAUUUGACCCACUCCCUGCAGUACGAGAACUCCAUCAGGGAAGUGGGACUCCUCAACAAAUCGGUGCCCUUCGGCAUUCGCGAUCACUGCGGACCCAAGCUGGCCUCGCUGCUGCGCUACUCCGUGAUCUACGACAAUCGGGAUGGCAAUGUAUUCCCCACCCGCGGAGUUCUGCUCAAGUCGGUCAACGAGUAUUGCGGAUUGGGUGGCAAUAUCGCCUACACCAGCAGCACGGCCCACGGAGAGGUGAAUGUGUCGCUGUUUGCCGGCCUGGUGGCACAGUUUUGCGGUCGUGUUGGUGUCCUCAAGGAGACCAAACAGACAACACAGCUGCCCCUGAGUUCGUUGUUCUACUGCGGCGGCCCCUUGACUCUGCGAGGAUUUAAGUUUGGAGGAGCUGGACCCGUGAUUGAUGGUACGCCCAUUGGGGCACAGACUUUCUGGGCGACGGGCGCACAUCUAUGGGCGCCUUUACCCUUUGCCGGAGUCUUCAAGAACCUGGCCAGUCACUUUAGGAUGCAUUUCUUCUACAACCUGGGCAACAGUAAUAGCUUUACCACAGAAAAUAUGCGCAGUUCCUUUGGCAUGGGUCUGGCUGUCAAGUUGGCGGAACGAGCACGCAUUGAACUCAACUAUUGCAUCCCUGUGAAACGCCAGGCCACGGAUAAGAUCACCAACGGUUUCCAGUUUGGCAUUGGCUACGAGUUUGUGUAGAGAUCAGCUCCAAUGACUGGAUUAAAUCCUAGCAAAAGCCAUGAGAGUCACAACCCAACAGCAACAAACUAAUUCUAAUCUACAACAAAUGGCUGCCCUGUCCCAACUAUCACGAGUGCUUAGAGAUUCUGUUCCGUAUUCUAUGUUCAAUGCAUUUCUAUUAUUUUUCUCUGCAAAUUUAUUCGUAGUCCCAGCGAUCAUUUAAGUAGUUCCUAAGGCGUGUACAUACGUAAAACGAAAUGUUAAACAAAUAAAAUAAAAAAAAAAAACAAAAA
Molecule: messenger RNA, 1799 nt
Organism: Drosophila kikkawai
Lineage: Eukaryota; Metazoa; Arthropoda; Insecta; Diptera; Drosophilidae
Product: SAM50-like protein CG7639
Biological process (GO): mitochondrial respiratory chain complex assembly; protein insertion into mitochondrial outer membrane
Cellular component (GO): outer membrane
Source: RefSeq, a predicted model, not a curated record